Molecule: messenger RNA, 651 nt
Organism: Exserohilum turcica Et28A
Lineage: Eukaryota; Fungi; Ascomycota; Dothideomycetes; Pleosporales; Pleosporaceae
Exons: 3
Coding region: 1-651 (216 amino acids)
Source: RefSeq, a predicted model, not a curated record
AUGGCCUUUGCCCCCAUUUACCGAGAUACGAGCCUAACCAUGCCUGAAUCCGAAACGCAGAGGCUUUUUGACGGUGAUGAUGAACUGGACUCUGCACCAGAGCCUGGUGACGGGGCGAAAAGCCCAUCGAAGUACCGACCUUUACGAUUUCUCAUCCCGCUUUGGAAAUCUUGUGUCUUCCUACUAGCAAUUUGCGGGUUAUUCGGCUUGUGGCAGCGUGUGCAUGAUUAUCCUGCUCUGGCAGAACAAGAUGCCUCAUGUUCCUGCGGAACGUCUAUGGCCGAGGCGAUGGCAAUGGACUGUCAAUACGAUAUACUCUCUUCAGCCUGGCUACCUCCGAGAUGCCGUGGCGAGGAGGUAUCAGCAGAGUUUGAUAAAGCUAGUCCUGGUCCUGAUGGUGCCUGGAGUUAUUUCGCAGAUGCAAAUGGUACUAAUUUGAUAGACCCGUCUACAUUGGGUUUACUUACCAACACGAGGCCAAGGCUCACAGGCGUUGCGGUUGAAAUAUGGGGUGAUACUGAGCCCCAUAUAGAUCACUGUCUCAUGAUCUUUCGUAGCCUUACCUUGACUGAGUCUAUGGGCUCAAUGGUAGAGCCGAUGCUACCUAACCCCCCAUUUCGAGGAAAAACCGCCAGGCUGGGCCAGGAGUAG